GUCUGCUGUGGUGCGUUGCAGUGCCGUCUGCGCGUGCGUGUGCGAUGUAAACAAAGACUGCGCAAGUUUUUCGCGAGUGUUUUUUGCUACCGUUUCUAAAGUCGUUCUAUUGUAUUCCUGUCUGAGUUGGUUUGCUUUAUUAUAUACGGUUAAUUGAUUAAUUUGCAGACUGAAGAGAAUUCACAGAAGAUACUGAACCGGCGUGGAACUAGGCGCGCAGUAUGCUGACAGCCUAGCCGCGAUCCCAGGCCGCGACAUGGAGACGGUGCAGGUGCACAUGCCGGUGCGCGUCACGGUGGAGGCGGUGGACGACGUGGACGUGGACGUGGGCGUGGGCGCGCCGUGGGAGGGCCCGCGCCCCCGCGCGGGGUUGGGUCUGGAUGGCGAUCCGGCUGCGUCGAGCAGCUCGCACAGCCUGCCGCUGGUGCUGGAGUCGGGCGCCGACUCCGCCCCCGAGCUGGGGCCGCCCUCCGCCGACAAGCGCGGCCGCCGCAAGUCGUGGCACAUUAAGAUGGAGCGCAAGCGCCGCAAGGGAGUCAUCGGCAACGUCGCCGCCGCCGACCGCCAGAAGAGGCCCUCCUGGUGGAACAUCUUCGUGCCCGACCACUGGCCCAGGUCGCGCCGCGCCUCGCAGGACCUGAGCCGGCCCACGGAGAGCGGCGCCACCUACCUGCGGAGCAAGAGCCGCAGCGUGGACCAUGGCUUCGUGGCGCCUUUCGACUUGGACUCGCUGCGCUCCAAAGUGGAGGGCCGCUUUGAGUCCGUUGACAAGCUCUCCAGAUCCGAUUCUGAUGGCGGAGGUCCCGGAAAGGACGGCGCCCCUCUCGGGGAGCGCCGACCCGCUUCUGCCCCGCCCCCAAUCGAGACGACGACGUACACGGUGGCAGCGAACGACACCCUUACGUCCGUUGCGGCGCGGUUCGACACUACGCCGUCGGAGCUGGCAAAGCUGAACCGGCUGGGCGCGCGCCUCAUCUUCCCGGGACAGGUGCUGCGCGUACCCUUGCGCGGGCCUGCGGCUGACUCCGCUGAGGGAGCGGACCGACAGCAGCCGCAGCUGCAGCCGCCGGCGCCUGCGCACCCCGAAGGCCAGCUGACGCCAGCCGCCGCCGCUGACGCCGCGCGGCCCUCUGCAGAGACAGAUAUUCUGGAGAGCUUGCGGCCUGUAUCACCAAAACCAACUGGUCCACCUGUGAUGAGUGAAGCAACGCACCCCUCCCACCCUGAUACUACAGGUAGCAGUGGUGCAUCGCUGGAGGAGCAGCGAGCUGAAAGACGUUUCCUCAAGAUCAAUGUGCGGCACAUAACUGACGGACAGGGUGUUGUUGGUGGUGUGCUGCUCGUGACGCCUAAUGCAGUAAUGUUUGACCCAAAUGUAUCUGACCCCCUAGUUAUUGAGCAUGGUCCAGAGAUGUAUGGUGUAAUUGCUCCCAUGGAAUAUGUGGUAAAUGCAGCUAUCUACUAUGACAUUGCCCACAUGAGAGUGGGCCACCAUACUGGCGACAACAAAAGGGCAGACACACCCAAGCCGGAAAUAUACCAUUCGAAGGCCUUUCAGACCUAUGAGAAAGGACAGAACUCGCCAGGCAAGGAUUCUCUUCUAGUGAAGGAUGAGACUUUUCCAGAGCUUGCUGGCCCAGCCCGAUCUUCCCCAGAGGACAAUGAGAGCGAGUGUUCAUGCCCUGGACGUGAAGAUGGUGAUGCCUUCCCCAAGGCCUUUGAACGGGAUCUCGUGACACCUACUAACCUGGCAACCACAGUAGAAAAUGGGACUGAUGCGGACAGCAGACAGGUGUCUUUUGAAUCUUGCACCUCUGGUUCUCAGACAAAGGACGGUGUAGAAGAGACGACUGAAGCAGAUGAUUAUGACUAUGAUGAUGAUGAUAUCAUAAAGGCACUGAGAUCUGCAGAAGAGCGACGUCGCUCUUGCAUUGAUCAUCACUGGGCUGUACCUAGCAGCGAACGAGAUCGCUCCUUGGAAAAAGAUGAACUUGAAGCAGAUGGAGAAAGAAAUGACACAGCAGUAAGUGCUCCAUGUGAUGGCCUGCUAGAGAAACACAGCUGCCACGAUUCUGGCAUAGAUAUCCGAGAAGUAGGAGCACUUGGAGAUCAGGCACAACCACCUGGAACUCAUUCAGUCCAGGAACAGCAGGAAGAUGAGGAGGAGGAAAUACCUAUUGUAUUACCUAGUAAGAAGGUGUUUUCCGAUGCAGACAUAAUUCUUGCACCAAAGACUGAAUGGGUACCACCUCGAACUGUGUCAGGUCCAACUCAUGUUCACAUGUCCCAAGACUCUCCUCCUGUUAAUGAAUCUGGUAGGAAGAAAACUUCAUCAGUGUCCUUCAGUCUUGAUUCAAAUCAAGAGGGGGAUUCAGGCAGUGAUAAAGGUGAAGAAGGUAGUCAAAAAAGUGAAGAUCCAGAGAAACAAGAGAGCAGAAAGAAUAAGAUGCUGAAAAGGCUGUCAUACCCACUUUCGUGGAUGGAAGGAAUAACUGGUGAAAAAGAUGAUAAAGAUCCUCUGGUGGGACUACCAACACCUUCCGCUGUAGAUGCACAGCAGCACUCAUCAAUGUUUUCCAAAGUGUUUUCAAGCUCCCCCAUCAACCUGGUGGAUUUUGGGCUCUUCAAGACCCCCAGCGAGGAGAGUAGCAAAUCCCCUGGUCCUGGCCCUCCCCCUCCAACCCCAGCCCUGCCAGACACCGUGGGGCGAUCAUCAGUUGGGACUUUCAUCCGCCAGCAGCAAGAACCUCGAUCAGCACCACCGCAGAAGCCUGUUGCUCCAAAGCUGGACUAUCGUAGUAUGGUGUCUGUUGAGGACAUGCCUGAACUUUUUGUUUCAUUUGAUAAAUUGAUACCAAGACCAGCAAGAUCCUGUGAAGACCCACCACUUUACUUAACACUGAGAAUGGGGAAACCAUUAAAUAAAAAGAUUCCAAAGUCAACCCCCAUUAUGUCAUAUGGGAAAAAGAAAAUGAGGCCAGAAUACUGGUUCAGUGUACCCAGGAACAGGGUUGAUGAACUGUACAGUUUCCUGAUGCUGUGGAUCCCCCAUCUUUACGGUGACCUGGAAGAAAUAGACUUCAAAUCACGUGGUUAUGAGUUAGUGGAAUCAGAUACAGAACUCUGGGAUGAUGAAGUUGGAGAUGGAAAUGGUCGAACAGGAGAUAGUAGGUCUCGGUCAGGCAGUGAUGGUGAUGCAGAAUUGGGGGAACUGACACGUGAAUCGUGGGAGGUGAUCAAGGCCCCAUAUGUUAAGCUGUACAGUAUCUUGAAGACUGUGUCUUCCGAAUCUGAGCCAGUUGAGGAGGUGCUUUCUAUGAGCGAGGAAUUACGCCGUGCACUGUAUGCCAAUAAUUCCACCAGUAUUGACUUGGAAUUUACAUUGCCAGAACUUUCGGGUACAACAGAGAUUUUGUCAGAAGAGCACAGACGCAAACUUUGCAGGCACUUGCCUGCCCGAGCUGAAGGGUAUGUGUGGACACUUGUGUUCAGUACCUCACAACAUGGUUUCAGUUUGAACUCAAUGUAUCGGAAGAUGAACAGGUUGGAGAGCCCAAUCCUCUUAGUUAUAGAAGACACAGAGAAUAAUGUAUUUGGUGCCUUGACAUCAUGUGCCCUGAAAGUGAGUGACCACUUCUAUGGAACAGGAGAAUCACUUCUCUUCAGAUUUACACCAGAGUUCCAAGUGUUCAAUUGGACAGGAGACAAUCUGUAUUUCAUAAAAGGCAACAAUGAAAGCCUUUCAAUUGGAGCUGGCGAUGGAAAAUUUGGUUUAUGGUUAGAUGGUGACCUCUAUCAGGGGCGGACAGAGCCUUGCAGUACUUACGGAAAUGAGCCUUUGACGCCACAGAAAGACUUCGUUGUGAAGACCUUGGAAUGCUGGGCUUUCAUCUGAACAGUGCUGCUGAAAGUGCUCAGAUUCUAGGAAUGCAAACAGAAUGACAUUUGAAAAUACUGAAUGCGUGUUUCUGCCAGCUUUAUUUUGUAAAAAGUGUAAUUGAAAACAACUGCUAACGUGCAGUUUUAUUAAAAGUUUAUCCUUGAUAAUGGACUGCAUGAUCUGGAAAAAUGUGUGGGGUCACCAGGCUCCAAUAACAGCUUUGUUUGAUAGACAAUAUGUUUUGUAUUUUUGUGUGGAAUAUUUAAAUACUAGGAUGCUUUUAUGUAUCAUGUAGAAGGGUGAUAUUUCUUCCAAGAAGAAUAAUGGAAAUUAGUACAAGGAUAAUGCAUAGAAUUUGUACAGUGUACAUAAAUUGUAACUCUGUAGUCUGGUAAGUGUACAGUUGCUGUAUAAGAGAUUAGUCAGGUAAUUUCUGUCUGUGAAAUAGGAAAUGAAUUUGUAACAGAUCACUCAGAAUUAUUGAAUAACAUCUGGUGAGAUAUGCAGUGCAUGGUUAUACUUAAGAGCAGACUGUUUUGGUCAGUUAGGCUGUUGAACAGUGAGUAAUGAAAGUUGUCAAGCUAAAGUGAAAUGAAAGUGAAUUAACCAUUGUUCUGGAAGAUGAUUUUUUAGACUGCAGAUGAUUACACGAGUUACUUUUAGAUCAAUCUGUUAAGUGCCAGCAGCAUGUUUCUCAAUUAAUUGGUACUUGCAGAAGGUGAACAUUCUGUAUUUGAAAGAGGCUAAUCUAUAGAAGAGUGAAGACUAUUUCUUGAUGUCAAUGAGGAGUAACAUUUCAAGCACACUUCAAAUUGUGUGUCUUGCUAAUUGUAUGAAAUCACUAAAAUCAGACAUUAGGAACAACGAAAUUUAGUGUAUCACAUAUCACAGUAAAAGUUCGAAAUUACCAGAUUUGUAUGAACUUAAAUUGUGCUGCUCUGAAUAUUUUAUUUAAUAAAGACUGGUGUGAAGUUACCAUUCAUAUACCAACUGACUGACAACUUGGAAGCUUUUGAUGAGAUGGACAGUACAGUUACCAGUAAUUUUUUCUGAUAUCUGACACUGUUCUCUCAGUGUUUCGCAUUUGGUAAAACUUUGUGUUCAUGGAAAUAUCUGUAUUGAUUUAAAAAAGAAAAAGCCUGUUCAAACAACUUCAUUAAAGCAGUGGGACUGUUAAACCACAAAUUGUCUAAAACAAUUUUAAAUUAUCGACAGAUACAAAAUAGAAGUUUACAAAUGCCAUAUAUGCACAAAAAGGCAUUAUGUUCUAUUAGCAAAAUAAAAAUUCAGUAUGUAGAAAUGGUCACAAAAAUGACAAGUAUAAUGAUGAAAAUGUGAAAUAUUAUAGUUUAGAUCAAUAUAUUUGUAUGACACUAUCCUUCAAUAUAUAUUUUUUCUGUAUUUUGCUGGAAAAUGUAAUCUUAAAUUGCAGUAAAUAUUAUAAUCUAGAAAUGUUAAGAACUGCUCACCUCAGAAGAAAUGUGGAAAAUACAAAGCAUUCUGCGGGCAGCCUUGAUAUUCGAUUAGUAUUUAAAAUGGACUUAAUGCUUUGGGCUUGCCAAACCAUUAAUGCAUACAACGGAUACUGUAUAAAAUUGUUAGUGUUGCCUUAAUUGUGUGCAAAUGCAAAUAUGUUGAAUAUGUGGGAGAUGUGCUGUUUCCUGCUUCAUUGUUGCUGUGUGUGAAUGAAUGUGGUAUUUUAUUUUUUUACACUGAUGUAGUGCUGUUUUCUGUACUUGUUUUCUGCCAUUAUAUUCAUAAUAAUGUACAGUGAAAAUAAUUAAAUUUAUUCUUGCAGUGGCCAUAAA
Molecule: messenger RNA, 5688 nt
Organism: Schistocerca serialis cubense
Lineage: Eukaryota; Metazoa; Arthropoda; Insecta; Orthoptera; Acrididae
Gene: mtd
Product: nuclear receptor coactivator 7
Exons: 21
Coding region: 257-3895 (1212 amino acids)
Biological process (GO): response to oxidative stress
Cellular component (GO): nucleus
Source: RefSeq, a predicted model, not a curated record